AUGGAGCAAGUCGACACAGCUUCAUUUGACAACUUGGACGAGUUCGUUCCCAAGGAGCCAGUGAGGUGCAUCUCCGAGAAAAGUCUCCCAAUCCACGACCCAGCCCCUUGGACCCUUUUUGUAGUGUUUUUUUGCUUGGUGCAAGGCGUUGCUGUCCCACGCCGUCCAACAAGGCCUGAAAAAAGAGCCGGCUUUCAGCAUGCAGCCAGCCAGCGCCAGGUUGCGGUCCUGAUCGGGUUCAUGACCGCGAUGGACAUCGCCCGACCUGAAAUCGUGAGGACAACAGCGGCCUACCAGACAUUGAAGUCCUGCUCGGCAGCCUUCAGGUCUGGCGACCGGGAUUUCUUUCCCACCAGCCAGCAGUCUGAAAGAAUCCAGGAGUUUUGGAGCCAUUCUUGGCAGGAACGUGCAUGGAAGAAAUCUUUGACCUUGAUGGUGCUCAACAACGGCCUGCCGGCAGUGUUGCUGGGAAGCAUUGGUUCCUGUAUGGGAAUGGUUCUCUUCUUGUAUGGUGCCCUGCCCGGGUAUCCCAGGCAUGCCGCCCGUCACGUGCCCUCGUCGGUUUGGUCACAGUCACUUGGCCUUUGUUGCUCUGCACUUACCUUUCUGUUCUGGCAAUCGGGAAAGCGCGUAUUCCUAGAUCGCGCUUGCAUCAACCAACGCGACAAUGACAUGAAGGUGGAGGCACUCUACAGCCUUGCAGGAAUGCUGGAUAGGUCAGACGCCAUGCUUGUGCUUUGGGAUGCAACCUAUGCAGAGAGGCUGUGGUGUGUCUUUGAAUUGUCCGCAUUUCUGAAAAGCAGAAGGGGGCAAGCAAAGCCGCUGGUGGUUGUCCCAACCUUGCUGGGGCCAGUAUCUGUCGCUUUCUUCUUGACGGUGCUGGCCUCGUUUAUCCCAAUCAUCGCGCUACCUCUGCCAGCAGAUGACUCGAUCGCGGGAAAUGUCGCCGGCUUCCUUGCUCUGGGUGUUGGCGGAGCACUUGCCACAGUUCAUGUGCUCCGGGGCUUUUAUCGUUCCGUGGAGACAAUGCAGAGGCAGCUGCUGUCCCUACAGCUAGAAGAGUUGAAAUGUUGCUGCUGCAGCAUCGGUCACGUAACUGACGAUGGCGAAGCCGUGCUGUGUGACAGACAGGUCAUUUGCGAAUGCAUCGCCCGAUGGUACGGGAGCGACAUCGACUUUGCUAGCCACAUCCGCACAGAGGUGGUGGAGGUGAUCACGGCCACGCUUGAGAAGAAUACCUUCGGCUUUUCUUGGGGCAUUUGCGUGGGGGCUCCGGCCUGCUGGGCGGCAAUGGACCUCAUUCAGCACGAGCUCAUGUGGAAGCAGGUGGCGGGCUCGCGGAUCAUUCUUUGGCUGGAGCUGGCAGUUUGCUCGCUGCUGUGGCUGGGCCCCUUUCUGUCCUGGUGCAAGUAUUUGGCCUUCCGCUUUCGGCAGAAGUGCAGCUCAUUUCUCCGCGAGAUCCUGACAAACUUGGCUGUGAUCCUCUUGGCCCUGCCAUUGGUUCUCUUUAUUGCAGGCACCUUCAUCUUUUGCUGGCUUUAUGUCAGAGUGCUUUAUGGCGAGUGGCCGAUGGUCGCCGCGUUUGCCCUGAUUUUCUUCCCCGGCUGGGCCGUCAUGCUCUUCUUUGACCGGCGAGCGCGUGGCUUCCUGGGGCGAUGGCUGCAGCGCCACAGGGAGACAGGCGCCCCCAGCUGUAGCUUGUGCUCCCCGGGCUCCUACAACCAGCAGAGCAGAAGCACGGACUGCACUGGCUGUGCUGAGGGCUAUUAUGCGCCAACCUCUGGUGCCACGACGUGUCUGGCCUGUGAUAGUGGGACCUUCAGUGUGGGCCAAGGCGCCUCUAGCUGCCGUGCCUGCGAGAAGGGCUACUACAUCCCCUCGACGGCUCAGACCAGCUGUUUGCCCUGCGACCCAGGCUACCACGGGCCAACGCAAGGCCUAAGCUCCUGCAUAAUCUGCUCUGCUGGGUCUUUCUCCCUGGCUGCCGCGGAGUCUUGCACGUCUUGCCCGCCCGGGAGUUUCAACCCGUAUGCUGGGCAGAGUGCGUGUGAGCCUUGUCCUGGAGGAUUCUAUGGCAUCGCUAGUAGUGGCGCCACCAGCUUCGAGUCCUGCAGCGCCUGCCCGCUGGGCACAGCCUCGCCUGCGCCGGGCGCCGUGGGGGCAGCCAGCUGCGUGGACUGCCCGGCGGGUAGGUUCACCGGCAACUUCUCCACAGAAGUGUGCUUCGAGUGUCCUGAAGGCCGGUAUAGCACCGUGGUGGGCGCCACCACGGAGGCCGAGUGUGUCCUCUGCCCUCUGGGCACCUUCAGCAACUCCUCGGGCGGGUCCUCCUUGGGCGACUGCGAGGCGUGCGCGCCGGGCAGCUUCAACUCCGCGUUAGGAGCCUCAGAGUGCGAGCUCUGCGAGGCGGGCCGCUUCAGCAACGCCACCGGGGCAGUCGCCAGCGCCACCUGCGAGGCCUGUUCCCCCGGCAGGUUCUCCGAUGAGCCGGGCGCCUCCGGGGAUGCGCAGUGCCUCAGCUGUCCGAAAACUCCGCCGUCACUGCCUGCACGCUUUGCCUUCCAGGCGCAAGAGAAGCCAGAGGGAUGUGACAGCCAAUGUCGACGCCCGGACGAAUAA
Effrenium voratum is the source of this 2619-nucleotide messenger RNA. The record is from the annotation of a GenBank genome assembly. Lineage: Eukaryota; Dinophyceae; Suessiales; Symbiodiniaceae.